GUCUUCUUGCCUCUCCAGCGCCCGGGGUAGCCCAGGCCCGGGAGAGAGCAGCGGAGAUUCGAGCCUCGGAGGGUGGUUGCCGGCUUUCGAGCAGGCUUGGAGACUCUGCCUGCGUCCUCCACUUCGUCCCGGCCCUUGUCCUGUGGCAGGUGCUCCGCUCAAGAUGAAUCUCAACUUCACCUCUCCUCUACACCCGGCGUCUUCUCAGAGGCCCACAUCCUUCUUCAUCGAGGACAUCCUGCUGCACAAGCCCAAGCCGCUGAGAGAGGUGGCCCCAGACCAUUUCGCCAGCUCUCUGGCCUCUCGGGUGCCUCUGCUAGACUAUGGCUACCCCCUCAUGCCCACACCCACCCUCUUGGCUCCUCACGCCCAUCACCCUCUGCAUAAGGGAGACCACCACCAUCCUUAUUUCCUCACCACCUCGGGGAUGCCAGUCCCAGCGCUGUUCCCGCACCCGCAGCACGCGGAGCUGCCGGGGAAGCACUGCCGCCGCCGCAAAGCCCGCACGGUUUUCUCUGACUCGCAGCUCUCGGGCUUGGAGAAGAGGUUCGAGAUCCAGCGCUACCUGUCCACGCCAGAACGAGUGGAGCUGGCCACGGCCCUCAGCCUGUCCGAGACGCAGGUGAAAACGUGGUUCCAGAACCGGCGGAUGAAGCAUAAAAAGCAACUGCGGAAAAGCCAAGACGAACCCAAAGCACCAGAGGGGCCAGAAAGCCCCGAGGGCAGCCCCCGCGGUUCAGAGGCCGCCACCGCCGCCGAGGCUCGGCUGAGCCUGCCCGCCGGUCCCUUCGUGCUGACCGAGCCAGAGGACGAGGUGGACAUUGGAGACGAGGGGGAGCUGGGCUCAGGGCCGCACGUGCUCUGAGCCGCCAGGCUGGGGAGGGUAGUAGGCAGGGGAGGAGACUGCGGGGCCGAGCGCGGUUCCCUCCCGGACCGGAAGACUCAGACUCCAGUCUCGUGGCGGGCCUUGGAGAUCCGCUCCUGGAAGACAAACAAAACCCACCUGUCCUCCAGGCCGGUGCGGAGCCAGCACGGCCCGCGGCCCGGCCUCCCGCCUCCCCUCUAGCCCUCCCGGUCCCAGCCACGGGAGACUGUGCGCCCGGGCGCCCAUUUUCCUGCGUCCGUCGUCCUUGGGGUCAGGGACCAGCCCAAGCACCGCGUCCCAGACUGGAAAUUCAGCUCUCGGCUCUCUGUUUUCUCCGAUCAUAGACCCCUUUCUCCCUCGCCUCCGAGCAACUUGCCCCUAGCUCUGUUCUUUCCUCUCCACGCCAAGUCCUUGCCCGUUCUUGGGCAGUCCGUUUGGCUGCAAAGGGACCAGGUCUCUGGGGCCUCCGCUCCGCCGAGAUCCAGAUAGAACCACAAUCUGAUCUUUAAAACGUCCAGUGUCAGGACAGACUCGUGCACUGCUCGUCACUAACCUCCCACUCGCCCCCAUCCCCCAUCCCCAGAGUCCCAUCUCUGACUCAAAUACUAAGGCGACUCCCUCCUUCUCUGGGCGGCGCUUCCAUCCUCUCCCGUCCCGGUUCUCCUCUAGAGCUCGCAGUUCUGCAUCCUGGCACCCUUCCUGAGUUUGUAGCCCCCAGGCGCAGACGCCCCUUACGCCCUGCCUCCCGCGUACUGCGCGGCGCCAGCGCGCGGCGGGAAACUUGGGCACAGAAAACCCCUAGAGCAAUUUCUGCUUCCCGAACUUGUUGCGCUCCUGUCCCGCAACGCUUCCACGUUCCACGGGCUACUGAUAUUUUAAAAGUGAGUGUUCCUCGGGUUGUGUGUGGAAAUAUUCAUUCCCAGUGCAUUUUAGGAAAUCAAGAUGAAGGCCAAAGGGUUAAGGCUAAAGGCGUUCCGGGCGUGCACCUGUUUGGGGAAUAGAUGGGGCGGGGGUCUGAUUGACUUUGCGCUUUACCCCUCUCCUUUUCCCCUGGGAGGUCUCUUAUUCUUUUACCGGGUUUGUAGGCUCGCAGGGCAAAACUGGGAAUGAUCACGCGUUUCCAGGAAUGGUUUGCCACCGCGUUCUCCUACGCGUACGCCCCCUCCGCUCGGCCCUAGGCAGUUUCCUAGUCCCUGUAGAAAUGAACUUGCGAAUAACCUUUCAUUAACUGAUCCCCUCCCUCUCACUCCAAAUUUUCUGUUUCGAAUCGUUUGAUUAAUGGUCUUGAGUUCCACCUAAGUGGAAAAGUGGCUCUGGUAUUUUGUGGCUCUGAAAUGCUGAAGAGACAGAGAUGUAUUGAUAUUUGGAGUUUGAAAUUAUACUACUGAAUUGUGUGAUGACCCUACACACUCAGUAUACAUAUAAAUAUAGCAGCUGUGCCAGAGGC
Molecule: messenger RNA, 2312 nt
Organism: Pan troglodytes (chimpanzee)
Lineage: Eukaryota; Metazoa; Chordata; Mammalia; Primates; Hominidae
Gene: BSX
Product: brain specific homeobox
Exons: 3
Coding region: 164-865 (233 amino acids)
Biological process (GO): regulation of DNA-templated transcription
Molecular function (GO): DNA-binding transcription factor activity, RNA polymerase II-specific; DNA binding
Source: RefSeq, a predicted model, not a curated record